Fusarium sp. VM40 is the source of this 2472-nucleotide messenger RNA. Lineage: Eukaryota; Fungi; Ascomycota; Sordariomycetes; Hypocreales; Nectriaceae. The record is from the annotation of a GenBank genome assembly.
AUGGAGCCGAUGCCAUCUGCAGUAUUGCCUUUGACAAUACCCAGCCACAAUGCUGCUGCUGGCCUGACAGAGGAUACUAGCUCAAAUGGGGGGUUCAUAUCCGGAGACCCUGCUCCCCUGAAAGAACGGGAAGAUGAUAUAGUGGUUAUAAAAAUCACUGGGAAAUCUACCAGGAAACCUCGUCAACCGAAGGUAUCAAAACCAGCGGCCCCCAAACGGGCUAAGCCUAAACCAGCAGCAAAGUCAAAAGCUUCAACUAAAGGGGCAACUGAAAAGGACCCUUCUACAGCAGAUAAUGAUGGUAAAGAUGCUGAGGGCAAAGAGAUCAAAGCCAAGACAUCAAAGCCAAGGGCGAAAAAGACUGGUACUAUGAGUAGCCACUUCCCGUCGGUAGAGGAGCCUGGAGUCUCUGAAAAGCAGAAAAAGGUUGAUGUAAAUGAGCCCCUUCACCUAGAACAAGCAGCCGCGCGGAGAUUGGAUUGGACACCUCCAGCUCAGAAGACAGUUGUCAACGUUGAUUCAGAUUCGUCAGCUUUCAAGCAGCUAGGUUCUUCGGAGGCAGGUCAUCCUCUACCUAUCUUCAAGGAUAUGGUCGAAGGGUACUCUUGUUUGGAAGUUACAACGGAACCUGCACCCCAGACAAUGCUGAGCGCCUCGGACGAGGACUCGAGUUUCUUGAAGAAGCGAAAGCGCAUCGAACUUUUAGCAACCAAAGGUGGAAACACGACAGCAGUACCGCCAGAGAAAUCACCCACCAAGAAACCCCCGAAGAAGAAGAAGCCCAGAACUAUAACGGAGCUUGCAACAGCUGCAUACAGAGUUCCUAGUCAGCCUGAAACUGAGACCCCAGAUGAUUCUAUACUUGAUCACUUUCAGACAACUAACAAUGAGGCGGGCACAGCAGGCGACGCACCGCCUAAAACCACAAAAGGCAAAGGAAAUCAGAAACGGAAAACGUCAAAGGCGCCCAAAAAGAAAGCACCUCCCAAACCCAUGUUAUUGUCGCCUAGUACAGCGUUGGCACAGGUCGCCAAUCAAGAUUUUGUCUUCGGAACCUCAAGCCAGCUGGCCAGGGAAGAAUCUCCAACAGUGUUGAGAGAUCUUCAAGCUGCUUUGAGGCAGUCGAACCAGAACGACGAUAUGGAUUUCGCUGUACCCAUUAACAGUGAUGCCAUCGAACCACCAGAGCAACGAAGUAAUCUUUGGGAUGCAGCAGCCCGAGAUGCCGAAGGAGAUCUCUUCGAUGUUGAAGUGAUCAACUUGAUAGAAGACACGUCGCGACUACAACAGCAGGAUGAUUCCGCGAACCCAUUCGGAUAUCGUUUAGGCGGAGAUGAAUCAGUCAUCGCCAUCGAGGCCCCGGUGUCAGACACGCAUGUUACAUUUAGCAAGCCUCCGGACGCUUUGCAAUCGCCUGGUGAAAGGGCCGCGCAUGCCUCGGGGGAUGAUUCUCCAUACUUCUCAGACAGUGAUCUGUCGACAAGUACAAAUAUACAACGCUCGGUACCUGAGCAGAAAGAGAUUGAGCAACAACGCCUGGCGAUUUCAAUGGCAGAGCCUGACAAACUACCUCAAGUCUCGCCACAGCCACCUCGACCCAACUACGAAGGUUUCACAGAUAUUCGACUCGCAAGGGAAAUAAAAAAGUUCGGGUUCAAGCCUAUCAAGCGAAGAAGUGCCAUGAUUGCCUUGCUCGACCAAUGUUGGCAGAGUAAGGUUCGUAUGGUCCAGGCGGGUUUUCAUGCCAGCGCUAAGUCACCUGCUAUUUCUAAAACUACCAAAAAGACGAGCUCGCCAGCAACCACAAGCAGCCAAAAGAGACCCAGGGGACGGCCGCGGAAGAGCAGCCUUAGCGCUCCGGAACCACAGGAGCCACCUCCUUCAGCUCAGCCUCCAGAAACUCCUAAGCGGCCUCGUGGUCGACCGAGGAUAGACAGUUUGGGUUCAUCACCAGGCAUUAUAUCUCCCCGAAAAUCUAAAUCAGUUUCACCAUCAAAGCGAGCGGCAUCAUCGCCUCGCCAUGGGAAGGCUAGCAAGAAGUCUGUAAUUGAGAUCCCUGACUCCGAGGACAAUGAAAGCGACUUCGUCUCUUCACCUCAAGCCAAUCUUGACCGAAUGUUUUCCUCCCCACCUCCCUUGGAUAUGUCCCUCACCACCAAUGACAGCACAGAACCUCCGCUUACAGCAACCCCGACCGAUCAAGAAGUGGCGUUGUUCGAGCACAUCACCAAUGCCGUCAGAUCAGCCCCACGUACUACUGAUCCGCAAGAGCCUUCAUGGCAUGAGAAGAUAUUACUCUAUGACCCAGUUGUGCUGGAGGAUCUCGCAACAUGGCUCAACACUGGCGAACUCAGUCGUGUGGGUUACGACGGAGAAGUAAACCCGAACGAUGUCAAAAAAUGGUGCGAGUCGAAAAGUAUAUGCUGCCUGUGGCGAGUCACUCAUCGAGGCAACGAACGAAAACGAUUUUGA